AUCACCACGAUCGCAGCACUGUACCUGCUCUGGUGGUCCCAGAUUCAUCUGAGGGCCAAACACCGCCGUCGGUUUUGGGUGCAUGAUACCCUGCGGAGGCGCACUGAGCUUGGCGAGUUCCACCAUCUCCUACAGGAGCUCCGCCUGGAUGACGGUCGGUUCCAGCGGUACUUCAGGCUAACUGCUGCCCAGUUUGAACACCUGCUAGCUAGGUUUUGCGCCAGGAUCUCCCGGCAGGACACCAACUAGGCGCUCCAUUUCAGUUGUGGAGCGCCUGUCCAUCUGUCUCCGGAAAACCAUCAGAUGACCUCUCCAUCCGGAUUUUGCCCCUUCAAGGCUGCCUCACAAACCUCAGAAAAUGAAGGGAACAGAGAGAUAGGCUACUGGAGGUCAAUUAAUCAAGCGACUUCAGCAGCUUAUCCUGAUGCAGUGACUGAAACGGUCAUGAAUUGCGAACCUGAGAGCACCAAGUUUGAGAGCACAUCAGUUGGGACAGAUCUUUCUAUGAAAAAUAUAGAGGAUCUGCUGAGUGAAAAUGCUGCCCUAAAACAUCACGACAAAGAAGUGGAGAUGAAAAUAAAAGCCCACAAGGAAAGCAAAAUACAGCAGGGGUCUCCUGUUUGUGACUUACAACACGAUAACAAAGUAAAAUUCUACACUGGGCUUCCUUCUGCUUCAAUGUUUUUUACACUAUUGACUUAUCUCACAACAGCCUGGACUCCCACAACCUCAACAGUGACACCAGAAAAACAACUCUUUGCUGUGUUGACGAAACUACGCCUUGGCCUGACUCAUCAGGAUUUGGCUUAUCGAUUCAACUCCAGUUGUGGUACCAUAUCUGCCAUUUUCCAUGACUGGCUGCAUGUUAUGUCAGAGCGUCUACAAUGUCUUAUUUGCUGGCCAUCUCGAGAACAUGUGAGAAAGAGUCUUCCAGAUCUAUUCAGAACAAAGCUCUUCAAAGGUGUAAGAUGCAUCAUUGAUUGCAGUGAAAUCUUCAUACAGCGACCAACAUCUCUCAGCGCCAGGGCUUUAACGUAUUCACAGUACAAGUCCCACAACACAGUCAAAUUUCUUAUAGGAAUAAGUCCAACAGGAGCUGUCACUUUCCUCUCCAAAGCUUGGGGUGGGCGAGCAAGCAACAAAGUCAUCACACAGCAGUCUGGUUUGAUUGACGUCUUAGAGCAGGGAAAUGUUGUUCUUGCUGAUAGGGGAUUCAAUUUUCCAGAAUAUUUUGCCACAAAAGGUGUGAGACUCCUUGUACCAUCGACCCGUGGCAAAACAGUACUAACAGGACUGGAGGUGUCAAGGUCUCGUCAGAUGUCACGGGCAAGGAUACAUGUGGAACGCUCUAUUGGCAAACUGAAGGCCUUUCACAUUUUGAAAAAUACAUUGCCGAUCAGCAUGAUUAAACACAGGACAUCUGACAGCAUGGCUACAAUUAAUAAAAUAUUACUGGUUUGUGCAGCUUUGUCAAACCUUGACAAACCCCUUGUCUGUUGAAGGUAACUUUGGGGACUGGAUAUGUUUUUUUUAUUGUCUGUCUACUGGUGGAUUCAUAAAUGAAUUAAUUAAUAAAACAUGCUUUUUAUAGUGUGCAAUUUCCAGCAUGUGUUUUAUUUAUAAAAAGUUGAAAUCAUAAAACACAAUUUUAAGUACCGAAGUUUCACAGUUUUAACGU
Epinephelus fuscoguttatus (brown-marbled grouper) is the source of this 1678-nucleotide messenger RNA. RefSeq lists its product as uncharacterized. The transcript is spliced from 2 exons. The record is from RefSeq and is a predicted model, not a curated record. The coding region runs from base 304 to 1500 and encodes 398 amino acids. Lineage: Eukaryota; Metazoa; Chordata; Actinopteri; Perciformes; Serranidae.